GUGCCAGCGAGGGCUCUCGCCAAUCCUGCAAAGUCAGUUGGCACUUAUUCGGAACCUCCAGCCGUACCCCGAUUCCACUCACAAUGCGUUUUUCCAUCCUCCCUUCGCUCGUCGCUCUGGCAGCGAGCCCCCUCGCACUCGCUCAAGUAUACGUCGUGACCGACAACAGCCAGCAAUUCGACAACCCUAGCUCCUCCGUCGACACGCUCGCCUGCGCAGCCUUCCUCCAGGAUUACCAGACCAUCGGCAACAUUCCCGGAAACCUCGCGGGCUUCUCGAACGUCACCAGCGACAAAUCGCUCUGCGACCACUGCGUCACUUUGGGUUGGCAGGGCAGGGAGGUCGUUGUGUGGAUCGUGGAUACGUCGCCGGAGGAAGGCUUCGAGGUUACCGAGGGAGCGUAUGAGCAGUUGGUUGGGGGCCCGCUCCUCCCGGGGGUGUACCAGGCGGAGAUCGUGUCGGGGCCGCACAGUUGUGUGGCACCGGUACCGGGUAGCGGAUGAUGCAUGACAUCCGAGAGUAGGCCAUAUGUGUCAUGAAUGGACUGAUACGAUCCGCACCUUAGUUUUAUCCUCUUGCACGGACGCCUGUGCUGAACACACUUCUUUGGGACGUCCUAAUCAUAAGCCAAUAUCCAGUGUUUUGCUUCGCACCUUGAUUGCAUUUCCUCGCACGAUGACAUGAGCACAAUAUGACACUGUGAAAUGUCCAACCCACGAGCAGCAUCGUGAUUCUUUCACUUGCUAAGCCCUACUUGGAAUACACCGAGUCAACAUCCG
Molecule: messenger RNA, 779 nt
Organism: Rhodofomes roseus
Lineage: Eukaryota; Fungi; Basidiomycota; Agaricomycetes; Polyporales; Fomitopsidaceae
Exons: 2
Coding region: 84-503 (139 amino acids)
Source: RefSeq, a predicted model, not a curated record